This is a messenger RNA of Naegleria gruberi, 2469 nucleotides long. RefSeq lists its product as uncharacterized. The coding region runs from base 1 to 2469 and encodes 822 amino acids. The transcript has a single exon. The record is from RefSeq and is a predicted model, not a curated record. Lineage: Eukaryota; Heterolobosea; Eutetramitea; Acrasida; Naegleriidae. Gene Ontology annotation, molecular function: protein binding; zinc ion binding.
AUGAAAAAACAUGGUAUAUACCCAGAUUCUGCAACAUUCACAAUUUUAUUGAGUGAAUGUGCAAAUUCUAAUAUGUAUGAAGAAGGAGUUAAAAUUCAUGAACUUGCAAAACAAACUCUCAAAGAUUUCACAAUUGAAUUAUCAAACACAAUUAUUAAUUUUUACACUAAAUGUGGUUAUUCAAAUAUUGCCAUAGAAGAAUGUGAAAAAUUGAAACAGAAAGGAUUGAUGAAUGUUGUAACUUGGACAUGUUUAAUUCAAGCAUACAUUCAACAAAAUGACAUUGAGAAAGCAAUAGAUAUGAUUAUUGACAUGAAAAAGAGUGGUGUUUACCUAGAUUCAACAACAUUCACAAUUUUAUUGAGUGCAUGUGCAAAUUCUAAUAUGUAUGAAGAAGGAGUUAAAAUUCAUGAACUUGCAAAACAAACUCUCAAAGAUUUCACAUUUGAACUAUCAGACACAAUUAUUAAUUUUUACACAAAAUGUGGUUAUUCAAAUAUCGCCAUUGAAGAAUGUGAAAAACUGAAACAUAACGGAUUGAUGAAUGUUGUAACUUGGAACUGUUUAAUUCAAGCAUACAUUCAACAAAAUGACAUUGAGAAAGCAAUAGAUAUGAUUAUUGACAUGAAAAAGCAUGGUGUUGUACCUAAUUCAACAACAUUCACAAUUUUAUUGAGUGCAUGCGCAAAUUCUAAUAUGUAUGAAGAAGGAGUUAAAAUUCAUGAACUUGCAAAACAAACACUCAAAGUAUUUUCUUUAGAGCUAUCGACAGCGACUAUUAAUUUUUAUACUAAAUGUGGUUAUUCAAAUAUCGCUAUUGAGGAAUGUGAAAAACUGAAACAGAAAGGAUUGAUGAAUGUUGUAACUUGGACAUGUUUAAUUCAAGCAUACAUUCAACAAAAUGAUAUUGAGAAAGCAAUGAAUACGAUUAUUAAUAUGAAAAAGAGUGGUGUUGUACCUAAUUCAACAACAUUCACAAUUUUAUUGAGUGCAUGUGCAAAUUCUAAUAUGUAUGAAGAAGGAGUUAAAAUUCAUGAACUUGCAAAACAAACACUCAAAGAUUUCACAAUUGAAUUAUCAAACACAAUUAUUAAUUUUUACACAAAAUGUGGUUAUUCAAAUAUUGCCAUAGAAGAAUGUGAAAAAUUGAAACAGAACGGAUUGAUGAAUGUUGUAACUUGGAACUGUUUAAUUCAAGCAUACAUUCAACAAAAUGAUAUGUCAAACACCCACACUCCAUCAGAUGCAGAAUAUGGGUUGAAUAAGGCAUUUAGAGUCUAUCAGGAAAUGAAACAAAAAAACUUUGAACCUAACAGUUAUACCUUCAGCAUUUUAAUGGCAGCGUGUGGAGAAUAUGUAGCUUCAAACAUUGGAAUUCAAAUAAUUGAGGAUAUAAAACAAAACAACAUGGAUAUCUAUGAAGAGGUUAUUUCUGGUAUGGUUUAUUUUUACUCUAGAGUUGGCCAAAAAGAAACUGCACAACAAUUAUUUGAUAAUCUUGUUAGAAAGAAGGAUGAAUCAAAAGAACCACUUUCUAUCGUCACUUAUACUAAUAUGCUUUCUUGUUAUGCACAACACGGUAAAGGAUAUGAAGCUCAAAAACUGUUCGAUGAAAUUGUUGAAAAGAAAGUCAAAAUUGAUGAAAUAACUCUAAUAGUAUUAUUGAAUGCAUAUUCACAUUGUGGAAUGGUUGAAGAAGCAAUUCAAUUAUAUAAUGAUAUGAAACCAAAACAUAAUUUUAAUCCAACCCUCUCUAUUGAUUGCGUUAUGAUUGAUGUGUUUUCUCGUGCAGGAAGAUUUGAGGAAGCAGAAAAACUAAUAGGUAGUCGCAAUGAUAUUGGUUUGUGGGGCGCAUUGAUGGGAGGAUGUAGAAAAUUCAAUAAGAUUGAACUUGGUGAAAAAGUAUUUAACAAAAUGACAACAAUUGAUGAAAAACUAACCUCACCCUAUAUAUUAUUAUCCCAUAUCUACACAUAUCAUGGAUUAAACGAAAAAGCUAACAAAUUGCAAAAAUUGAUGCGAAAAAGAGGUAUAAAAAAAUUGCCUGGUAUUGUGUAUCAUGAAGAAAAUGGCAUUGUAUUUAGAUUUAUUUCUGGAUCUGACGACCACAAAGAGGACUCUCAAAUGUUUGCACAAAUUGAGAGAAUGAGAGAUGAAAUAUUUCGUAAAAUUAUUAAGGCUGGAUAUAGACCAGAUACAAGAUGGGUUACCAGAACCGAAUCAUUGUCAGAGGAGGAAAAAGUUAAUUUGCUUUAUCGACAUGCUGAAAAAACAGCCAUUGCUCACGCCUUUGUUUUGAAUCCAAAUAGAAAGAAAAUAGUAUUAACAAAAAAUCUGAGAGUUUGCAAUGAUUGCCAUUCGGCUACUACGUACAUUUCAAAAGUGAUGGAUGUUGAAAUUAUUGUAAGAGAUGCCAAUAGGUAUCAUCAUUUCAAAGAUGGAAAAUGUAGUUGUGGUGGUUAUUGGUAA